ACUAGAUUGCUGAAGUAUUAUUUGAUUAUAUUAUCAUUAAAAUCCUCUUUACAAUGUAACAAGACAGAUUCUCAAUAUGGCAUGUUUCAUUUCAAUAGAAUCACUAGGCUAGAAAUGAAGGGUAAAGUUAAAAUAGUGAAUAUAUAUAUAUAGACAUUUUUAUAUCCUCCAAAAGUCUGAUCUUAAUUUUGCGUGAAGACGAGGGAUUCCCCACACACUUCCUUUUUUGCAGCAAUAUAAACCCAGAGACAACAUCAUUCAGUUUCAGUAGACACCAGCCGACCACAGCCAACACAGACUCAAGAUGCCUUUCAAGCCACACUACCUGUUGGUGUCCCUGACUCUCUGCUGGUUCGUGGCUCUUCAAGCAUUCCCCAUGAACGGCUGUGCUGCAUGUCAGAAGUGUCGCUGCAUCCGGACGUCCUCUGCUUUCAUCUCUCCUCGGCUGUUCCACAGGAUAGAGAUCCUACCUCCAGGUGCCCACUGUCGUCAAACAGAGAUCAUCGUUACCAAGAAGGACAAAGCCACCGUCUGUGUGACUCCAGAUGCACGAUGGAUCAACAAAGUCAUUGUCAAGUUACAAAGUACCAACAAGAGGAAGAGAAGUGUAGAACUUCCCCAUCUCAACCACCAUUGAGUGAAUUGGAACAGGAAUGUAUCAAGUUGGAGCUAAAUGGAAAUGUGAUACCAAUGUGAUACCAAUGUGAUACCAAUGUGAUACCAAUGUGAUGCCAAUGUGAUACCAAUGUGAUACCAAUGUGAUGCAAAUGUGAUACCAAUGUGAUACCAAUGUGAUGCAAAUGUGAUACCAAUGUGAUACCAAU
Oncorhynchus mykiss (rainbow trout) is the source of this 824-nucleotide messenger RNA. The record is from RefSeq and is a predicted model, not a curated record. Lineage: Eukaryota; Metazoa; Chordata; Actinopteri; Salmoniformes; Salmonidae.